AUGGCGGCGGCCGGGACGGCGGCGUCGCCAGCGCGCAGCCUGGGAGCCCCGGCGGCGGCGGCGGCGGCGGCCCGAACCCGGCGCCCGCCCCCGGCGCGGCCCGCGCGGCUGCCCCCGCUGCUCGUGCUGCUGACGGCGGCGGCGGCGGCGGGGCCGGGCGCGGGCGGCGCGGCGCGGCUGUACCGCGCGGGCGAGGACGCCGUGUGGGUGCUGGACAGCGGCAGCGUGCGCGGGGCCACCGCCAACAGCUCGGCCGCGUGGCUCGUGCAGUUCUACUCCUCGUGGUGCGGCCACUGCAUCGGCUACGCGCCCACCUGGCGGGCCCUGGCCGCAGACGUGAGAGACUGGGCGGCUGCCAUCCGUGUCGCCGCGCUGGACUGUGCGGAGGAGAAGAACCAGGAGGUGUGCCGCACCUACGACAUCCACUUCUACCCCACCUUCCGGUAUUUUAAAGCGUUUACAAAGGACUUUACAACUGGAGAAAAUUUUAAAGGGCCCGACCGAGAACUGCAGACAGUGAGGCGGACCAUGAUCAACUUCCUGCAGAACCACACGGACAGCACCCGGCCCCCCGCCUGCCCGUCCUUGGACCCCAUUAGGCCCAGUGACGUCCUUUCGCUCCUUGACAAGCGAGGAGACCGGUACGUGGCUGUGCUGCUGGAAGACGACAGCUCCUACGUCGGACGCGAGGUGAUCUUGGACCUGAUUCCCUACGAGAGCAUCGAGGUGAGGCGGGCGCUGGGUUCCGACGCAGCCUUCGUGCAGAAGCUCGGCGUGCCCUCCCUUCCCUCUUGCUACCUGAUCUACCCGAACGGCUCGCACGGACCAGUCACUGUUGGGAAGCCUCUCCGGUCCUUUUUCUCCUCUUACCUGAGGUCACUGCCGGGAGUGAGGAAGAAACCAAGUUCCCUGCCUGGGAGACCCAGCAGAGAGGAGAGCUCGGAAGCCGUGGUCUGGAGGGACUUUGACAGGUCAAAGCUGUACAUGGCUGACCUGGAGUCGGGGCUGCACCACCUCCUGAGAGUGGAGCUUGCUGCACACAGGUCCUUGGCCGGCGCCGAGCUGAAGACUCUCAAGGACUUCGUCACUGUCCUGGCCAAGUUGUUCCCUGGACGACCGCCGGUCAAGAAGCUGCUGGAGAUGCUGCAGGAGUGGCUGGCCAGCCUUCCACUGGACAGGAUCCCCUACGAUGCCGUGCUUGACCUGGUCAACAACAAGAUGCGGAUUUCUGGGAUAUUUCUCACUAAUCACAUAAAGUGGGUUGGAUGUCAAGGAAGCCGACCGGAGCUGAGGGGCUACUCAUGUUCUCUCUGGAAACUGUUCCACACUCUGACUGUUGGAGCCGGGACCCACCCGAAGGCCCUGGAUGGCACAGGUCUCGAAGACGACCCGCAGGCUGUGCUGCAGACCGUCAGGAGGUACGUCCAUGUCUUCUUCGGGUGCAAGGAAUGUGGCGAGCAUUUUGAGGAAAUGGCUAAAGAGUCAAUAGAUUCCGUGAAAACCCCGGACCAAGCGAUUCUCUGGCUUUGGAAGAAGCAUAACCUGGUCAACAGCCGCUUGGCAGGGCAUCCAAGUGAGGACCCCAAGUUCCCAAAGGUGCCGUGGCCCAGCCCAGACCUCUGCCCAGCCUGCCACGAGGAAAUCAAGGGCCUGGGGACCUGGAACGAGGGCCAGGUGCUGCUCUUCCUGAAGCAGCACUACGGCAGGGACAACCUCGUGGACACGUACUCCGCGGACCUGGGGGACCCCAGCGAAGGCGCCCCGGCCCCGGGCGAGAAGCAUGAGGGCAGCCAGGCUCCCCCAGAGCAGCCCCCCGCAGACCAUGGAGCCGAGAGCCUGCGUCCGCCCAGCCUGCUGCCCCCCCGGCCUCGCCUGUCCGAGAGGUCGCAGCCGGGCCUGGACCUGCCGCUCGGGAGCCGGGCGGGGGGCGAGGGCCCCCGGGGCGCCGAGGCGGCCUCGGCCUUCCUGGGGAUGGGCUUCUCCAGCCUGGACAUGAGCCUCUGCGUGGUGCUCUAUGUGGCCUCAUCCCUCUUCCUCAUGGUCAUGUACUUCUUCUUCCGCGUGCGCUCCAAGCGGUGGAAAGUCAAGCACCACCAUCCGUCCGUGUAGGACGUGGCUAGACUGCAGAGCUGCCUCCGGCGGAGCUGCCACUUUGCUCUUCAGAUCAGGGACAUCGUCCACACUCUGGACCUGGCGACCCCUCAAGGGGUCCUUCCGCUCCCCGCCUGCAUGGCCCAGAUGUGUCCCUUACAGAUCCUAGAGCAAAAAGACUGUUUUCAUGAUUCUGGGUCUCAAAACAGAAGUGGGUGGCCAAGCCCCAGGAACAGGACUUUCCGCCCGCUUUCACCUCAAGCUCCUUGACUGCAGGGCCUCGCUCUGGGAGUCGGGGAGAAAAACCCACACCCUUCCCCCUGCCGCCCUCUGCGGCUCCGUGAAGCCGGGCUCUCAGCGAUUCCCUACGUUUGCGCCUCUCAGCUGCUGGUGGUCUCUGGGGCUCCGAGGCAGCUCAGGACCAGGGAAGGGAAGCUCCGAGUGUCGGGGGGUGUGGAGGGGAGGCGGGCCCUUCAGAGGCGCUGUCUUUGUUCGUCAGCCUGGUGACAUGAGGCUGUAAGGGGGUCCUAGUCUGUCCACCACACAGACCUGGAGCGCUAAGCCCCACCGUGGCAGAGGGUGCUCUGUGGGGUCUCCAGAGGCACCCUCAUCCUGUGUGGUCAUCCCCCAGCACAUGCAAGUGCCUGGGAGAGCCCCGCGCUCAGUGGGAGGGAGAUGGUGGCCCGCAGCGGGGCAGGCUGUGGUCUCGGCCAAGCUUCAUUUUCCUGGAGCUGUUUCACCACAGGCUCCCAGGCUUUGAUGAUUUAAUUGUCUAAUAUUGAAUGGUUUUAACACAUUAUUUGUAAAACCCAAAAAGCUCAGCAGUAAAUUUGCCUCUGAAAUGUAAAGGAAACAGGAAUAACCACGGCAGGGAGCGUCUGCUGUGAGUGUGAGUGUGUGACUUCGGUGGGUGUCGCGGUGUCUCCCACCACGCCUGUCCCGCGCGCCGGUCACUGUGUUCAGUGAGCACCCCGGCCGCCCGACAGUCUGGGGAGGAGGGGUGGCUGACUCCUCAGGCAACUGCCUUCAGCUUCGUGGUCCCCUUCAGUGGGAGGUGUGACCUGGAGGCCUCUGGGCAGGGAACGCUCCACUUCUCUGCCGAGAGCUUUCUUCUGUUUGACACUUUUUAAUCCCUGGAAGCCUUUGUGUUUUAAAAGCCACGGGCUUGUCUUCAUGGCUGAGCUGCGUGCCUAGGUUACUGAAGACACCUGUUGUUUCUUUUCAACUUGAAAACUGGGCCAGUGUACACACAGCCCAAAGGAAUAUACUCAGAAACAUUAAUUAAACUGCCUUUGGUUUGCGCCAAAUGUCAUUUUCUCCCCUAAGUACGUUUUUUCAACAGCGGGAACUGGGAUGAUGCUGUGAGUGGACGGUCUUGUGUACUUGACAGAACCCAGUGAAGGGCGACAUUGGCGUUCAGGGUUCCUGACGAUAUUGCAGGCUGAGGGGCGGCAGGCCAGGGUGGCCGCGGCACUGUGUCCCGUUGCUGCUCAGAGCUGGACACUCCCUUAAGGCAAGGGUUAAGUUCCAUUUUCUAAAGUUGUAAGUAUUGAGACUAAUAAAUAUGAUAGUUCAGUAAUUUAAAUGUAUAUUUAUUUUUAAUGGAAGGAUUUUGAUUAAAAAGAAGCUAAUUGACAUGGAAAUGUCACUGAAAUUUC
This is a messenger RNA of Budorcas taxicolor (takin), 3749 nucleotides long. It is a transcript of the gene QSOX2, whose product is annotated as quiescin sulfhydryl oxidase 2. Gene Ontology annotation, biological process: protein folding. The record is from RefSeq and is a predicted model, not a curated record. Lineage: Eukaryota; Metazoa; Chordata; Mammalia; Artiodactyla; Bovidae. Bases 1 to 2109 code for a protein of 702 amino acids. Gene Ontology annotation, cellular component: Golgi membrane. Gene Ontology annotation, molecular function: flavin-dependent sulfhydryl oxidase activity; protein disulfide isomerase activity. The transcript is spliced from 12 exons.